This is a messenger RNA of Rotaria socialis, 825 nucleotides long. The record is from the annotation of a GenBank genome assembly. NCBI's taxonomy places the organism in Eukaryota, Metazoa, Rotifera, Eurotatoria, Philodinida, Philodinidae.
AUGAUGGCUGCUCUGGAAGAAACUGCUAAACAAUCGCGUGAUAAUUGUGUAAAUAUGUCAAUUCACGAACGUUUAAAUGAUGCUCUAGCAGCAAUUAAUUUUGCUAUACAAUUAUUUCCAAUUGAUGCUGAAUUUUAUUUACAAAGAAGUAUAACUUAUCGAAAAAUGAAAAAAUUUCAACAAGCAACUGAUGAAUGUUUACUUGUUUUGGAUAAAAUUGGACAUAAUGAAGAACAUGAACUUUAUUCACAAGUGCACAAACAAUUCGUUCUUAUCUAUAAUGAAUGUGCUUUGAAAUGUUUGCAAACCGGCUACUAUGAUGAUGCCAUUGAAUUAUUAAAUCGAGCACUUAUCUACUAUAAAACAAUAGCUGAAUUAUAUAUUAAUCGAGGAGAUUGUUUUUUUGCUAAAGGAAACGUUUCUUUUGCUUUGCAAGAUUAUGAACAAGCACUUGAAAUAGCACCACACAAUGGUGAUAUACGAUUACGUAUUUCUGAUGUAUUUUUUACUAAUGCUGAACAACAUUAUAAAGAAAAACGCUAUCAGGAGUCUUCCAGAGAACUAACAAAAGCUAUUGAUGUUAAUCCAUCCAUUGCAAAAUAUUACGUAUCUCGAUCACGUGUGAAAUAUUUAACAGAAGAUAUACGUGGAGCUCAAGAAGAUAUUAUUGCAGCUAUAUUAAUUAAUCCAUUAGAAGACGGAUGCAUCGAAGUUUUACCAAGAUUAUUUGCUGACACGACACUUGCUGAUGUUCUUGGUUCAUCAUUAACAAAGAAUGUUAAGGAAAAAUUAUUAAAACGACAUGUUCCAUUAACUAUUUCUUAA